Messenger RNA from Necator americanus (New World hookworm), 489 nucleotides. RefSeq lists its product as uncharacterized. Gene Ontology annotation, cellular component: retromer complex; early endosome membrane. The transcript is spliced from 4 exons. The record is from RefSeq and is a predicted model, not a curated record. Gene Ontology annotation, biological process: late endosome to Golgi transport; endocytic recycling. The coding region runs from base 1 to 489 and encodes 162 amino acids. NCBI's taxonomy places the organism in Eukaryota, Metazoa, Nematoda, Chromadorea, Rhabditida, Ancylostomatidae. Gene Ontology annotation, molecular function: phosphatidylinositol-3-phosphate binding.
AUGAGUGGUGCGACGAGUGCGACGCAGCGUCUUCAACCGAAGCGCCAGACUCUCGACGAAGCAUAUGCGCCACCAGCGAAUUUCCUGGAGAUUGAAGUGGUGAAUCCGAUUACUCACGGUGUGGGGAAAAUGCGCUACACAGACUACGAAAUUAGGCUAAGGUCAAAUUUGCCGGUAUUCAAACAAAAAGAGUCAAGUGUACGUCGUCGAUACAGCGAUUUCGACUGGCUUCGUGGUGAAUUGGAAAGAGAUAGUAAGAUUGUUGUUCCGCCGUUGCCAUCAAAGUCAUUGAAAAGGCAACUUCCCUUCCGCUCCGAUGACGGUAUCUUCGAGGAAGAAUUCAUUGAAAAUCGCAGAAAAGGCUUGGAGGUUUUCAUCAACAAGGUCGCGGGACAUCCAUUAGCCCAAAACGAGCGCUCGCUUCACAUUUUUCUUCAGGAGCCAAUGAUUGAUAGGAAUUACGUGCCAGGUAAAAUCAGGCCGGCAUAA